AUGGAAGAUUACGAUGAUGAAUUACUACGUGGAGCAAUUAGUGAAUUGGAGAGUGCUUUGGUGGCUGAACCUAGAGGCUUGUCGGAAGAAGUGUGGUAUGACUUGCAUCAGGAGUUGAGAGAAAAUGGGUAUGUACUUGUUGAGGUUGACGCUGAUCCUAUGAAGGGUACUGAUGAUCCUGUGCAGAGGGUGGUGAUAGAGGCUAUGGACCGCGGUAUGGCGUUUGAGGCGGGCGAGCUGGAUGGGUACUCGGGAGAGAACGGUGAUCUGUUGGGAAGU
Messenger RNA from Perkinsus marinus ATCC 50983, 279 nucleotides. RefSeq lists its product as hypothetical. The record is from RefSeq and is a predicted model, not a curated record. Lineage: Eukaryota; Perkinsozoa; Perkinsida; Perkinsidae. The transcript has a single exon. The annotation marks the transcript as partial.